UGUACCGGCGCUAUGCAUUGUGGGCCUGUAGAUGAGUAAGAUGGAGGCGUCCAGUAACAGCACGCUGAGUUAAAGCCUCAAUAACAUUCAUUUAAUAGUCUUAUAUAUAUCCGCACAGUUUAUGCUCCGCUGUCAUAAUAACGACAGAUUUCAGUGGCACCAGAUCGCAGCUGCACGUGGAGACUGAGGACAUGUCUGUGCUGGGAGGAUUACUGAGAGCUGGAGGGUCCCUCUGUCAGUCUGCUGGGACUCUGCUGCACACAGCCAGGACCUUCUCUACUGGUACGUGCUGUCAGAUCAGGAUGCAUGCCAUCCCUCAGCUAAAGAAGGUGGACAGGUGGACUGAGAAGAGGAGCAUGUAUGGAGUUUAUGAUAACAUAGGCAUCUUAGGGGACUUUAAAGCUCAUCCCAAAGACCUCAUCGUGGCUCCCUGCUGGCUGAAGGCUUUCAAAGGCAACGAACUGCAGCGUCUAGUUAGAAAGAAGAAGAUGGUGGGAGACCGAAUGAUGACUCUGGACAAACACAACUUGGAGAAGAGGAUCAAAUUCCUCUACAGACGCUACAACCGCACUGGCAAACUCCGCUAACGUUGAACAAACCAUACUGGCAAAUACAUCUGACCAGCCAAUACGGACUGAUGGGAGUCUAGCUGUGUGAUUUCAUGCUGUCUAAUGUUGUAUGUUGUUUCUAAGUUAUCAUUCAUAUAAAGAGAAGAUUUGUGUUUCAGAGCAGCAUACUUCCUGUACUUCUGUUUAUUGAUUGUUUUUGGUCCUAUUAACUACUGAUUUUCCUGACAAACACAAAAUACAUGAUAUAAAAACCUAAAAGUGGACU
Messenger RNA from Sebastes umbrosus (honeycomb rockfish), 834 nucleotides. RefSeq names its product mitochondrial ribosomal protein L51 (gene mrpl51). The record is from RefSeq and is a predicted model, not a curated record. Gene Ontology annotation, biological process: translation. Gene Ontology annotation, molecular function: structural constituent of ribosome. Gene Ontology annotation, cellular component: mitochondrial large ribosomal subunit. The transcript has 4 exons. NCBI's taxonomy places the organism in Eukaryota, Metazoa, Chordata, Actinopteri, Perciformes, Sebastidae. The coding region runs from base 192 to 587 and encodes 131 amino acids.